Ipomoea triloba (trilobed morning glory) is the source of this 1641-nucleotide messenger RNA. Its product is annotated as pentatricopeptide repeat-containing protein At1g09220, mitochondrial-like. Gene Ontology annotation, molecular function: protein binding; RNA binding. The coding region runs from base 54 to 1328 and encodes 424 amino acids. The record is from RefSeq and is a predicted model, not a curated record. NCBI's taxonomy places the organism in Eukaryota, Viridiplantae, Streptophyta, Magnoliopsida, Solanales, Convolvulaceae. The transcript has 2 exons. Gene Ontology annotation, biological process: RNA modification.
GAAUUGAGUCACCUAUUGGGAAAUUGCAGGUAAAGCCAUUGGUACAAGAAAGAAUGCUCUCAGGAGCUGCUGUCUCCCUGCUCUCCCUCAUACGUAAACAUGAAUUCAACCGUACAUCAAUCCAACAACUCCACUCUCAUUUGAUCUUUUGCACCUCAACGCCGAUCAUACUCACUCUUUGGAACUCUGUUCUCCGCCACUACUCCCUCGGAUCCUCCCCCCAAGAAGCUCUUUUCCUCUUUCGGCAUCUGCAGCGCAGAUUGAGACCCGGGUUCUUCUUCGAUAGCUUCGCUUAUUCUUUCCUCAUUAAAGCUGCUGCUAAUCUAACCCAACCCAGUAUCGGAAAACAGAAUGUGUUCGACGAAAUGCCUAGCAGGAAUAGUGUGACAUGGAAUGUGUUGAUUACUGGGCUUAUCAAGUGGGGUGAGCUUGGGUUUGCUCGGGCUGUUUUUAAUGCGAUGCCGGAGAAGAAUGUGGUUUCUUGGACGGGUAUUAUUGAUGGGUACACACGGGCGGGCAAGUUCAAUGAAGCUUUGUUGUUGUUCCGUGAAAUGGUGGUGAGUGAGGGGAUUAAACCAAGUGAAGUGACUCUUUUGGCGAUUUUCCCUGCUGUUUGGAACCUUGGGCAUCUCAAGUCUUGCCAAAUGCUGCACGCCUAUGGGGAGAAAAGUGGGAUCAACUCUUUUGAUAUCCGCAUUAUGAACUCCCUUGUGGAUGCAUAUUCCAAGUGUGGGAGCAUAAACUAUGCUUCGAAAGUUUUCGAUGAUAUACCAGAUGAAAGGAGGAAUUUGGUGUCAUGGACAUCGAUAAUAUCAGGAUUCGCAAUGCACGGGAUGGCCAAAGAAGCUUCGAAUGGUUUUAGGAUGAUGCAGAGUGCAAAUGUAAGACCAAAUCAGAUUACAUUCUUAAGUGUACUACAUGCUUGUAGCCAUGGUGGUUUGGUGGAUGAGGGUGUUGUGUUUUUCGGAAAGAUGGUUCAUGACUUUGGGCUUCAACCGAAUAUUAAACAUUAUGGAAGUUUGAUAGACAUGUUGGGGAGGGCAGGGAGAUUGGAAGAAGCAGAAAGGAUGGCUUUGGAGAUACCUAAUGAGAUCUCCAAUGUUGUGAUUUGGAGAACACUAUUGGGUGCUUGUAGUUUUCAUGGAAAUGCAGAGUUGGGACAGAGGGUUAUGCAGAAGAUUCUGGAGCUGGAGAGAACAUAUGGUGGUGAUUAUGUGUUGCUUUCUAAUAUUUUUGUUGAUAAUGGUAGGUAUAUAGAUUCUGAGGAGGUUAGGAGAUUAAUGGAUGAAGAAAAUGCACAAAAGGUGCCUGGUUUUAGUUUUGGCUAACUGUAAAUGAAGGUUCACCUUCUAUUGUGUCAUACUCACAACAAAUAGCCAUAGUAUCCCAAUCUAAGCAUGACCUUAACCCAAAUCUAGAGAUGUUUCUAGUUGAGUCUAAAGGGCAAUAAAAAUGACAAUACUAUGCAAUCCCUACUCCACAAGAAAUUGAGAAAUAAUAUUUGAGAGAUUCUUAUGCCUAUUAAACUAGUUUAUUGGGAUGGGGUUGAUUUCAUUACCUAUUAAUUGUGAUCUAGUUGGGUGGUUAGUGUGUAACGUGAUAGAUCCUUAUUUUAUGACAAGAAAAUGUUCAGAGUGAAAA